GGGGCUUAUUGACUUAAUACGUCAUUGGAGGCAGGCAGGUCAUGUUGUGUCGCGUCGAUUUUUCUUUCUUAAAAGGAAUAGCUAAAUGAAUACAAGACACGUAAGAAUGUUCCAUCAAAAGUGCCGGCAGGGUUUGUAUCCGUCCAGUAACGUAAAGAGAUUUACAGUACCGGAAGAAAAAAUACCAUGGACAGUUGAUUAUCCCGAUUACAAACCAGUCGCAUAUACCGCUACUGUUGUAAAAGGUAAACCUUGGGCUGAUCCAGAAAUCGACGAGCCCACCUUCGAACCAAAAUGGAACACAGUGGAUGGCAAAGUAAAUCGAAAGAGUUUUAUGGGAAGAGAUUACGUCGUGAACGCGGGUGGUCUUCCUUUGAAUCCCGUGGGACGAACUGGUAUCGUUGGACGAGGACUUCUCGGCCGAUGGGGACCGAAUCACGCCGCCGAUCCUAUUGUUACACGAUGGAAACAUGACAAUGUGGGAACUGUGGAAGUAGAUGAGCACACGAGGAAACCUAUAUUACAGUUUGUCGCGAUACAGAGACGGGAUUCUGGAGAGUGGGCUAUACCGGGGGGUAUGAUUGAUCCAAAUGAGAUGGUUUCCACCACUCUAAUGAGGGAAUUCAUGGAGGAGGCGUUAAACUUUUCUGAAAUGGAUGACACCGAAAGAAAAACCUUACAAAAUUCUAUAAAGGAAUUUUUCAUUAAAGGCGACGAGAUUUAUAAAGGAUAUGUGGACGAUCCACGAAAUACAGAUAAUGCUUGGAUGGAAACAGUGGCUAUUAAUUUUCAUGAUGAAAACAAUGAUGUCGUCGGGAAACUCGCGCUAAAAGCUGGAGACGACGCGAGUAAUGUAAGAUGGAUGGACAUAAAUCAACAUAUAAAUUUAUAUGCCAAUCAUAGCGAAUUUAUGAAAAAGACAGUGUUACAACGCAAUGCGCAUUGGUGAACGGUAGAUUAUAAUAAACAUUAUAAUAAAUCAUUUAGGAGUAGGAUAAUAUUUAUAAAACUAUAUAAUUAUAAAAAUUAUUUUUAUAUUAUGUACAAAUAUGUUCUGCACUAUGUACAUAAGCACAAAUCGCUAAACAUCAUUAGUCAUUUAUGCCAAAUUAUGGCAUAAAAAAUCUUAUUAAAUCUAAUAAACGUCUUUAAAGAUAAAAUGAGAUUUCUCAAUGUAAGAACCGACGAAAUCUAACGAAAAUAUGUAAUCAUAUGUUAUACUAAGACUUAUCUACAAUUCA
Pogonomyrmex barbatus (red harvester ant) is the source of this 1241-nucleotide messenger RNA. RefSeq names its product ADP-ribose pyrophosphatase. NCBI's taxonomy places the organism in Eukaryota, Metazoa, Arthropoda, Insecta, Hymenoptera, Formicidae. The record is from RefSeq and is a predicted model, not a curated record. Gene Ontology annotation, molecular function: ADP-ribose diphosphatase activity.